Molecule: messenger RNA, 4571 nt
Organism: Poecile atricapillus (Black-capped chickadee)
Lineage: Eukaryota; Metazoa; Chordata; Aves; Passeriformes; Paridae
Gene: IRAK2
Product: interleukin 1 receptor associated kinase 2
Exons: 13
Coding region: 264-2444 (726 amino acids)
Biological process (GO): protein phosphorylation; signal transduction
Cellular component (GO): plasma membrane
Molecular function (GO): ATP binding; protein kinase activity; protein binding
Source: RefSeq, a predicted model, not a curated record
GUGAUUCGCAGCCGGGGCCUGACGUCGGGCGGAGCAGGAAGCGGCGCUCGGAGCCCGCCGGGGAUCGCCGGCAGCGUCGCGGGCUCGUUCCCCGGCGGCGGCGGCUGCCGGGCUGGGACGGGCUGUGAGGGCAGCCCCGCGGACAAGAGGGAGCUCUGGGGGAAGAGAGGAGGGGCCGGUGAGCGUGAGUGCCCCUGGCCGCGGUCCCUGCGCUGCCGGUGGCGCUGGGGACAAAGGUCCGUCCGCAGAGGGACCGCGGAGCCAUGGCCCUGCAGCAGCCGCCCCUCGCCCUCAGAGCGGGCUCGGCCCCGGCGCUGUACAUCCACAGCAUGCCCGCCUGGGUGCUGGAGGACUUCUGCCAGAAGAUGGACUGCUUGAGCGACUACGACUGGAUGCGAUUCGCCUCCUAUGUGAUCACUGAUCAAACAGAGCUACGGAAAAUCAAGUGCAUGGAGAAGACCGGGAUCAGCAUCACAAGGGAGCUCAUGUGGUGGUGGGGAGUGAGGCUGGCAACAGUGCAGCAGCUCCUGGACCUGCUGCAAGGGCUGCAGCUUUACCGAGCGGCUCAGGUCAUCCUGGACUGGACAUCGGCCUCUAACCUCACCAGCUCUGAGAAAGAGCCAGAGCCACCCAAACAGAUCAUAUCUGUACCUCCCACAGAAGGCAAAAGGAGAGAGAAAGAAAAUGCCAUGAGUUUGUUGCCAUCCCCAGACUCCUCCCAGCUGGGAGCAGUCCCAGCAGGCAUUUCAGGUGCUGUUUCUGAAGGAAUCCUGUAUUCCCUCCCUGCUCCACCACCUCCCCCAAGAGACCUUUUGAAUUCCCUACAGUCCAAUCCUCCUGUUUUAUCGAGUGUGAAGCCUUGCAGCUCUUGUACUCCUCAGCAGGAGACGAUGGCUGAUCUCCCUAGCGGGAGUCUCCUGUGGACCCAGAGGGAAAUUGCAAAUGCCACAAACAGUUUCAGUGACAAGAACAGAAUCUGUGAAGGUACUUUUGCAGAUGUCUACAAAGGUCAGAGGAACAACGUGGUGUUUGUCAUCAAAAGACUCAAAGAGCUGGAAUGCACAAGCCCAAAUUCCACCCAGAGGUUCUUUCAUACAGAAGUGCAGAUUUGCUUUCGGUGUUGUCACAUAAACAUUCUGCAGCUGCUGGGGUUCUCGGUGGAAACUGGAUUGCACUGUCUGAUAUAUCCGUACUUGCCCAAUGGCUCCCUGCAAAACAAGCUUCAGUUACACGAAGAUUCUUCUCCACUGACCUGGGAGAUGCGAAUUAGCAUUUCUAUAGGAGUUGUCAGAGCAGUGGAGUAUUUGCAUAAUUUUGGAAUUCUUCAUGGGAAUAUCAAGAGCUCAAAUGUCUUGUUGGAUGAAAAUUUUACACCAAAGCUUGGGCAUUCUGGCCUGCGACUGCAUUCUUCUGAUAAAAAAUCAGAAUAUGCCACGAUGAAAACCAAAGUCCUACAAGCUUCUCUUACUUACCUGCCAGAAGAUUUUGUCAGACAUGGGCAGUUAACAGAAAAAGUGGAUAUAUUCAGCUGUGGUGUGGUCUUAGCAGAGAUACUGACCGGGAUUAAGGCACUGGAUGAAGACAGACACCCGAUGUACCUGAAAGAUAUGAUUGCUGACGAAAUUCAAACAGCAAAAGAAAGCUCACACUCCAAAGUAAAAACUUUUGAAAAACUGGCUGCCAAGGAAAUCUGCUGCAAAUACCUAGACAGAAAAGCAGGGUACUUGCUGGAAGAGGUGGCUGUUGAUUUUGCAUCAGCCAUCUGCCUUUGCCUGAGAAAGAAGAAUUCAAACAUAGCAGAGGUACUUGAAAUUAUGGAAAUGGCAGAAAACAAAUUAAAAGAGCAUUACAUCUGUGGAAGCAGCACUUCUGGAUUCUCCAUGAACACUCCAGAAGAAACUGAUGAUGAGACAGCCAGUCUGAGCAUGGAUGUGCCUUCUGCAGCGGGAAAUAAAGAGGAGAGCACCCAGGCAGCAAUUCUGACCAGUGGCAGCCCCUGCACACCAUUCAUGGGAGCUGUGGCACCUGACACAUGUGGCAUCUACGUGUCACGGGUCCCUUGUGAAUCAGAUGAGUCCAGUAGCUUCAUAUGGAAUCCUCCAGAAAAAUCCACAGAGGAGUUACCUAGCCACAGCUGUACCAAUUCAGAAAACAGGGCAGCCUGUGGUGACAGGAUCAUACAGGGAAAGCCUGCCCAUGGACUGCAGGAGAGAAGCGUGGCGUGUGCCAGAGGUGAUGGCAUCCUGGAGACAGCAGCUGCUGCACAGGGCACCUGUCCACAGGGAAACACAGACCUGGAUGUGUCACCUUCGUGUGCUCCACAAGCCUUAGCCAGAGAGACAUCUUGGAAAAUACAGAUAAAUGAUCAAAAAAAGAAGCUCAUGGAAAAUAUUUUGCUGUAUGAAGAAGACAAGUUAAACAGUUCCGAACUUUUUGAAUCAUAAAUUGGAUGGAUUUUUAGCAGUGGCCAGCUCAGAAGAAGAAGUAAGGACUGUCUCCUUGUUAGAAAGAUAGUAAAAGUGUACCUUUCACAUAAGAUUAGGUAGCAGAUUUGGAUGAGGAACAUUAGCCCUGACUGAAGGAAACAAGAAGUACCACAUGGAGAAGCACCAGGAAAUACCUGUUCUAUAGCAGAUUAAAACACAGUCUCACUCUGUCCACAGAAAUGCCUUCUGCCUUUUCAUCUGCAAUGGAAAAAGGAAUGGCAAACACAAGUGCCAAAAUAAUUUGUGAUUAAUUUUUAGUGUGUUUCAGGAAGCAUCUGUUGGUCUCACUAAACCACAGUCCCAGGAGUUACAGACCAAAGACUGCCCAGUGGCCAGGCAGCAAUACCCUGUGUUGUUUUCCCACUGCAUACAGCACUCAGGAGAGCCCAGAGUCACUGGGGCCGUCUUCCAGUGACUCUCUCCUGUUCCAUAUAAUCCUAGUGCACAUACUCAAAACCACUGCAUUACCAGAGAGGGAGAUUUUUAUGCAGUGUUUAAUUUCUCAGAAUGCUGUACAUGGCUUCAUCUCGGUUUGAACUGGACUGGCCACAGGUGUAAGAAAAUAACUUCAGCCACUUUCCUCUACUCUCUGAGCUUCUCUCCCACAUACACAUGUGACACCACUCAAGUCCAUCCUUUCAGUUCACUCUUGGGAGCUCUAACACCACGUUUAAUACUUCAUCAGAGUAUUUCUGGGAAUUAUUUUUUUCUAAGUGUCCUUUACAUGGUAAUGUUUCUCAUUGUGUUUCACGUGGUAACUGUUGUAUAUUUUGGAUUAAUGAAAAGAUUUUAAUUUAAAAGAGCUUUUUUUUUUUUUUUUAAUAGGACAUUUGAAACAUAAAUUGUUGUAUUUAUUUUGGCAAUGGGUCAAAUAUAAGCUAAUAAGGGCACUUGUUGGUGGUUCCACACUCACCUGGCAUUCUCAAAGGAAUCCUUGUGGGUGUCCCUUGGUUCACCCAGCAGGAGGAGCCUUGGUCUCAGGCCCAGGGAUCAUAUACAAAAUAAAAAUAGAAACUUGUACACUGGUGUAUUUAUGAUUAAGUGAAAGCCCCCUUAAGAAAGUAUCACAUUUGUUUUUAUGAUAUUUUUUAUUUGUACUAUUGCUAGCAUAUUCCACUUGUGUGCAGUCUAGAAAUAAACAGGAUUAUUAUGAACCAAAAGAAUUAUCAGAGUAUGUAGCUCAGCUUACAGACAGGUGAUCUGCCUUCUGAGCACAGGGAACAGGGCCUGAUGUGCAAAAAUAGCUGCAAUUCACAGUGCAGUUCAGGAAACAAAAAUAAAUUAAUUAUAAGUAAUUAUUUUCAGUGGAAUUGUGUACUAGUAUAUAUUCCUAGCUUUACACAAAGGCCUCAUAACUUCUAUUUUUGUACAGUACCUAGUUCAUUGUAUGUAUUAUUACGAGCAAGUAAAAAUAUUUUAACUAAAGACCUGAGUACUGGAAUUACCUACACAUUUCUCAAGUUAUUUUCUACACUAAAAACUGGUAACAUUCCUUAAUUAUAAGUGCCUUGGAUACUGUCUUUGUAUUUACCAGUGUUUGGUUUUUUUUUAUUUUACCAGAAUCAAAGCAAGAUUAGUACUGACAUAUGAAACAUUGUAUACUCAGAUUUGCCAAUAACUGCUUAAUUCUACAGGAGAUUUAAUUGAGAUACUUUAUGGCGCUGAAAAUGUAAUAUUGUUUUUCACGGGUAUAUUCUGGGAGACCCAUGGUAAAAUCCUCAUGUCUUCUCCAGAAAGGAAUGCACAUGGAUAGACUGCAGAGCUGAGUGGGGAAAUCCAAGAGUUUUAAAUUGAGAAAUGUAGUUUGUGCACAGUUCUUUUUCACUAAAGUGCUUUAGAGGUUUUGUUCUCCUGUAGUCACCAAAUGGAAUUGUUAUUCUUUGUCUUGUACCCUGAUAGUUUUAAAAUAUUCUGAGGUGAUUUAGGUAGUCUUACAGAGUUACCUAAAUAUUUACCAUAACAUACAUAAGACACUGUGUGGUCUUACAUUAGCACUGUUAUGUAACUUUUCAGAAAACUUUUUUAAAAAAUGCCAGUUUAUGCAUUACCAUUUACUAAUAGCUUUGUGAAUAAAAAAACCUGGAA